Messenger RNA from Emys orbicularis (European pond turtle), 2181 nucleotides. RefSeq names its product GRAM domain containing 1A (gene GRAMD1A). Gene Ontology annotation, molecular function: cholesterol binding; cholesterol transfer activity. Bases 1 to 2181 code for a protein of 726 amino acids. The record is from RefSeq and is a predicted model, not a curated record. Lineage: Eukaryota; Metazoa; Chordata; Testudines; Emydidae. Gene Ontology annotation, cellular component: plasma membrane; endoplasmic reticulum membrane; endoplasmic reticulum-plasma membrane contact site. Gene Ontology annotation, biological process: intracellular sterol transport. The transcript is spliced from 20 exons.
AUGUUCGACACAGGCAGCCCCUCCCCCCGGAGCAGCCCCAGCAGCUCUCCGUCCCUGCGGAAGCGCCUACUGCUGCCCCCCCGGACCUCCCCGGAGCUCCCUGCAGAUGCCAUGGUGGAAAAGAGCACAGAGAGUGCCCCAGAGCGGGGCCCCUUGUCCGCCCCCCUCAACUACCCGCUGAGCGCCAGGAGUUUCAUCCGCAACAACAAGAAAGCGCAAAGCUGGUACAGCAUGCUGAGCCCCACGUACAAACAGCGCAAUGAGGAUUUCCGCAGGAUCUUCAAGGGGCUGCCGGAGAGCGAGCGGCUGCUUGUGGAUUACUCCUGUGCACUGCAGCGCGACAUCCUGCUCCAGGGGCGGCUCUACCUGUCCGAGAACUGGCUCUGCUUCUACAGCAACAUCUUCCGCUGGGAGACAGCAAUCUCUGUCCCGCUGCGGGAGGUGAAAUGCCUGAAGAAGGAGAAGAUGGCCAAGCUGAUUCCCAAUGCCAUUCAGGUCUGCACUGCGGCCGACAAGCAUUUCUUCACCUCAUUUGGAGCCCGUGAUCGCUGCUUCAUGCUGAUCUUCCGCCUGUGGCAGAACGCGCUCCUGGAGAAGACGCUGUCUCCCCGGGAGCUCUGGCAUAUCGUCCACCAGGGCUACGGCGCUGAGCUCGGCCUCACCAGCGAGGACGAUGACUACGUCUGUCCUGUUCCCACUGACGAGCUCAAUGGCCUGGGGCCAGCCAGGGAGCUCAGUGACAUCAUGGAGCUGAGAGACCUGGCCUUGCCCUGCGCUGCUGACCUCAAGCUGGAGCCCAGCCCCACGUUGGCCAGGACAGCCGCUAGUCAGAGCUUCCACUCACUGGCUAGCAGCAGCGAUGGGGCCGCCUCGCUGGCAGAGGACCCCGAGGAGAAUGUGGACAGCCAGGCGGAUACUGCCUCCAACUGCACAGUGACACCGGGGCUGGAGCCCCCGAAGCCUGCGGUGCUGGGGGGGGCCCCGCUGCCUGCCCUGGGGGACCUGCUACCCCAUGAGGACCUCCCCACUGACACCAGCAACUCCUCCUCCUCCUCCUCCACGCAGGAUGAAGCGGAGGUGGACGCCUUCUCAGACCUGCCCGGGCGGCUGCUGCUAAACUGCGUCUAUUGCCUGGGGGCCGAGCGGCUGCAGCAGAUGCUCUUCAGCGACUCGCCGUUCAUGCAGAGUUUCUUGGGCCAGCGCAAGUUCACAGACGUGACGCUGACCUCAUGGAGUGGCAAGAGCAAGUGCCACCAGAGCCGUGUCCUCUCCUAUACCAUCCCCCUCAGCAACCCGCUGGGGCCUAAGGCAGCUGCUGUGGUGGAGACGCAGACCCUGUUCCGUGCCAGCCCCGAUAGCGGUGCCUGCGUGGUGGACUCGGAGGUGAUCACGCAGGGCAUCCCCUACCAGGACUACUUCUACACUGCCCACCGCUACUGCAUCAGCACGCUGGCUACAGGCACGGCCCGCCUCAGAGUCUCCUCCGAGAUCCGGUACCGGAAGCAGCCCUGGAACCUGGUGAGAGCCCUGAUUGAAAAGAACACGUGGAGCGGCGUGGAGGAGUACUUCCAGCACUUGGGGCUGGCGCUGGCACGGGCAGAGAAGACGCUGCUGGAGGAGAGUGGCCACGGGACGGAGCCGCGGGGGCUGCUGGCUGGGCUGCGCCGCAGGAAGCGCACACUGGGCUGGAGGGCCCCCCAUGCUGAGCCCACCCUGGCCACACUGCCCCCCAGCGAGACGGGGCCCCGCCCCCUGCGCCCCUCCAGCAGCCUGGCAGCCCGACUCUCCCAGCAGCUCGUGGAGCGGAGCCGGGGCCCCACCGUGUCCACCCUCAUCCUCAUCGUCAGCCUGGUGAUCUGUGUGAGCCUGCUGGUCCUGGUGGUUCUCAACGUGAUGCUGUUAUACCGGCUGUGGGCGCUGGAGCACACGGCCCGCGCCUUCCAGGCCUGGCAGGCCUCUGCACUGGCCCGAGGGAAGCUGCCUCGGACAGCAGGCGAGUGGGCCGAGGUCCUAGAGCUGCAGCGGCGUUUCCAUGGUGCCGAGGUGCAGAAGUGGAGGCGGAUCCUGGAGGCCUCUGUGGAGCUGCUGGAUGAGAUGAAGGUCUCCCUGGAGAAGCUGCACCAGGGCAUCAUGAUGGCAGAACCGCCCCCGGAGCCAGGCCAGGCUGACGCCAUCUCCUGA